This is a messenger RNA of Sphaeroforma arctica JP610, 2597 nucleotides long. RefSeq lists its product as hypothetical. Gene Ontology annotation, cellular component: integrator complex. NCBI's taxonomy places the organism in Eukaryota, Ichthyosporea, Ichthyophonida. The annotation marks the transcript as partial. The record is from RefSeq and is a predicted model, not a curated record. Gene Ontology annotation, biological process: snRNA 3'-end processing. The transcript has 5 exons.
CUUCAGAGCGAUCGAAGCGGAAGGUGAAACCUUUUUGAUGGAUUUGCUCCGAGCCAACGGCACUUCAGAGGGCACCCGAACGCACACACUCGCACACAAAAACGCUCACAUCUCGUUAUUCAACGGGCCUGACCUGGAGAGAUGGAACUCGGGGGUAAGCACGGGUGAACAGUGCACGCCAGCGCAAGCACAGUUGUCAGCAACGGAUGGGGGGGACAGUGAAGCAGGGCCGUAUGAGCAUAUGCACACAGAUGCACACAUAUCACGUGAGGGAGGGGCGCAGAAGCGAGUGCGCAUGGUGACUUUGGAGUUCGUUCGGCUGGUGUAUGUCCUGGGCGAGACUGAGGCCGAGGCACGGAGCUGCUUGGAGACCGCUGAGAAAAACAGCGGCGGUAGUCAUGGCAACGGGGCGCCUACGCCACGCGCGGAAUUCAUAAACAAAUUCGCCAGCGAGAUGUUCGACAACGAUCUGUACGUGGAAAUGGCUGCAGACAUGCUCCCCUUUAUCUACCAAGCGUUCUCACACACACUCUUCCCUCUGCCCGUGCUGGUAUGUGCGUUGUUGCAUGUGCGUAGGCGGGCGUCGAGAAGGUUGCUGAUGUGCCUGCUGUUAAACGUGACGUGUGUGGAGAAGGUGUUGCUGGACACUCUUGCUGCUGCAAUAACCCAUUCGCGCAUGUGUGCCAAGGUGUGGGGAGGGACUGCAAGUGUCGGGGGAAGAAGUUCAGGUGCAAACGGGCCCACUUCCACGGCUGAUGGUGCAUCAGCAUCUGGUGGUACUGAUAGUACGCGCGGGAGUAUGACGGGAAAUGCACCGAUUGUGUCCGUGUCCUCCACAGACAGUCUUGCAACGGACCCAAAGUCCGGUUAUGCACACUCAGGUGCAGGCUCUGGCGCACACAUCAAUGCAAACUCAAGCCCCAACCCACAGACACAUACGAAGGGCAAUAGCGAUAGCCGUGGAGUGAGCGGUAGCGCAGGCAUCACCAGAGGCUCGCCGAACUCCUUCGUCCACCCCUCAUCUAGUCCCAGAAGUUCGAUCCUUUCAGCGGGACAUAGCCCACGUUACGGAAGAACGUCUCCUCGCAAUCAAACGCCAAAGCAGGGCUCCACUUCCGCCGGGAACCAAUCAAAACCGCCCAUUUACAAUCUGUACAGCAGCGGCUCAUACCUACUCAUUGACCGUGUGGUGGAGCUGUGUGUGCUUGUCUGUGAGUUGUUUCCGCAACUACGGCCAGAGGUGUGUCAACUGCUGGCCGAGACAGACACCUAUCUGUGGCUGGGCAUCUACAUCACCACAGUACUCGCACCCGCGGUACACACCGGCAAGGCACAUCCACACACGAGCUCAAGCUCACGUCCACGGGGACAGAUGGGCCCAGACAUCGGUCCCCAAACCCACAUGAAUAAGGCCGCCCAGACCAGGGCUGGUCCGGAUAGCAUCGCAGCCACACACUCGCCCACAUACACCGCUCAUGCACCCGCACGUACACGAGGCUCUGUGAGUGAAGAGGGUGUCGGUGCGACAGCGAACGCCAGCGCGUCUGUGUCUGUGUCUGUAGGGCAGGGGACUGGCGGCGUAGCGGGGGGGCAGGAUGCAGACCAGGCAAACGCCGAGGAUGUGCACCUGGUGCAGUAUAUCCAGACCCUUCUGGGCAAUUCGGAGACAUGCGCGUGGUUGAAGACCCUCGUGCGGUUGGCCAUGCGUCACAACGCCGCAGUGAAUAGUACCACGUCCAACACCAGUGGGCUGCUCAGUAGCGAUAGGAAGAAAGGCGCCGGCAGUGGCAGUGACAGUGACGAGCUGAGCAUGAAACGGGCCGUGUUUGUGAUCGACCCAAUGCGCACACGGAUACUGGAGGCCAUGCGUACGCUCGUGGGCCAGUUGCGGACGAAAGCAGUCUCUGCCUCUGAACGCACCCGUCAGUUUGUGUGGGGGGCUGAGCUGCUGAAGACAGUGUGUGGCCUCAUCGGACUCACAGGAAUGCGGCUACCUGACCGCGAGGUGCGUAUUUGCUUUGAUCUGAUUGGUGGAGCGUCCACCGCCCACACACAGGCUGUGUACGCAGACACACACGGACACGCGGACGGGCAGGGCUUUGUCUUUACGUUUUCAAAUCCGGAUAUGAAUUUGGGAAUCAACGAAGCAUCGGCGCUAAGAAAUUCGGGUGGACCCAAUACACCCAGAUCUGCACCGGAAACGCCGACAACCGCACAGUCGGCUAAAAAUAGAUCAGCUGCCUCAGCCAACCAGAUCACGACUACUGGCACUGGCGCUGCUAGGGCGUUCAGCCACCUGGCAACCAUGUCGCUGUGCUUCCUACUCACCUGCCCUGGGCUUUUGGACCAUCGUAUUUCCAAACCACUCGUGGUGAAAUGGGCCCAAACUGUCCUGAAUGGACAUGGGCAGGUCAGUCCCCACACAAAGAACGCCAGGACUCAUACAGCGCGUACAGGACAGAAUGGGUCCACCUCAGGCCUUCAAGGGUCGCAUCACGAAGCCAUGUUACUUGUGGGGACUCAUUUCCACAACCGACAGCUGACACUGAUUGCCGAGCUCGUGCGCUCGUUACUGGAUAUGCACGUACAGGUAUACA